GCUCUCCCUCUCUCUCUCUCUCUCUUUCACUCUCUAAGUCAUAUGUUUACUUUAUCUUCGAGCAUUGAUUGUUGGUCUGUAUGUUAAGAUGCUGCUUUAUUUAUUUAUUUUAGCAUUUAACGCUAUCUUUAAAGCAAAACCCAGAAACUAGUUUCCGCCUUAAUGACUUACGAAAACUUGUUUGUUGAACGCUGAGUCGCUCUUUCCAUAUACAGCUAUAUACAUAUGGAUAUGUAUGUGGGAUGCUGCGUAUAUUUUGCGGUGCUUAUUGGCUUUCUGGUUUGGGCUCUUGUUGACCAUUGUUAUAUUAUAUUACGGCUAUUGUCUGCUUAUUUGCUCGAGUUUGCGUUUUGGUCUUCCCCCACGUCGGAAGGGUUAGUAGUUAAAUAAUAAAUUGUUAUAUGCCAUAAGCACGUGCAUAUUACGUGUGUUAUGAAUCAUGGAAGUGAUUGAUGCUAUACAUAAAUGUUGAGCUGAGUUGAGUUAGCCAUGUCCGUCUGUCUCUCCGUCUGUCUGUCUAUAUAUAUAUAAACUAGUCCCUCAGUUUUUAAGCUAUCGAUUUGAAAUUUUGCACCUGUCCUUUUCUCUUUAACAAGCUGCUCAUUUGUCAGAACGGCCGAUAUCGGAUCAAUAUAGCAUAUAGCUGCCAUACAAACUGAACAAUGGGCAUCAAGUAUUUGUAUGGGAAACUUUUUUAUUUAAUGUAAUAUCUUCACCAUAUUUGGCGUGGGUUAUUGUCUAAGGCAAUAAUGCAGUCUCCGAAGAAAUUGUUUAGAUCGCAUCACUAUAGCAUAUAGCUGCCUUACAAAUGGAACGAUCAAGGAAUUAAGUUCUGUGAAGAUUAUAAUAGCUUCAGUGCAAACGAAGUUAACGGUUUUUCUUGUCUAAACAUUUUUUUUUUUUGGUUUAAUUUUUAAUUAAUGCAUAUUUGUAGGCUGAAUAAUUUUCCGAUUUCAAAAACUCAAUGGAUAAUUCUAGUAUAAGUUUCUAUGUCUGGUACCUUUUGCCUUCGAUCGCUUUCUAGCCCACUGUUGCGCUCAUUUCUACCUUUGCUUAGCUGCUCAGCGCUUACCUUUAGCGUCAAAUAGUAAAGUCGAGAGUUAUCUUCGACACAGUCAAUGACUCAGGCGAUAGUCUGCGUUUGAGCAGCGAUUAGUGUAGAUCGAUUUGUGAGACGUUGUAAGGCAAAGCCUUAGCAUUAGUGGCGUGUGUAAUUGAAACGAAAAAUAUUCAUACAUACAUAUAUAAAAUAGUAGACAAUGCGUUUCCCAACUUUUUCGGCGGUCUUAAUACUCGGCGCAGCAUGCAUAACUGCGUCUAGUUUGAAUGUUGUCAGCGAGGAUAAUACACGCAGUGCGCCAUUACCGAUCAAUGGCGCUGCUGUCGACGAAGUCUUAGUGGAGUCUUCGCUCUAUAUCAAGCCAAAAUCGAAUAUGCGACCGCAAGUGCGACGUGUGCGCAGCAUACCCUACGCCAUGCCCUUGAACAGCGCAUCAUUGCUGGAGCAUGUGCGUGUGAAACGCAUGCCACAGUCAGGUCAAUCGCAGGCGACUGCUGCAGCUGAUGCGAACAGUUUCAAAUUUGGGCCGCAUGGCUCUAGCGCAGCUGCCGCCAAUGCUGGUUCACAAGCAUUCAACGCUUUCGGUCCGCAUAGCGCGUUCGGUGCCUCCUCAGCGGGCACCUUGACACAAGCUUCGCAGUUUGGUGCUUUUGGACCGCAAAACUCUGCCGCUGCUUCAAUGAGCCAAGCUUAUAGACUGCCCAAUGGACAAGUGAUCAACUUUGCCAGCACAAAUAGCUUUGCUAAUGGUGCCAACGGCAAUAAUGCCAACAGCCGUGGUUCAUCGGUGUCUGUCAGUCAACGUUAGAGCACUAAGUUUUAGAAACUGCAAAUAAAGCUCUAUAUCAAUGUUAAAAUGUGCAAUUCUGUUAAUAUCGCUGCACAGGAUUAAGCUGGCGCCAUCAAAUAUUUUAGUCGCUACUGAAAUAUAAUGACAUUUCUUACUUAAGCAGAAUUAUUGGUAUUUUUUUUCUCUUUCUAAUACUUCAAUCAUUAAUUAAAAAACAGGAAUUCCAAAUUACGUAGCCUCAGCGCUUCGCUUAUAAUAAAAAAAUAAAUACUGAAGAAA
This is a messenger RNA of Bactrocera oleae (olive fruit fly), 2129 nucleotides long. RefSeq lists its product as uncharacterized. NCBI's taxonomy places the organism in Eukaryota, Metazoa, Arthropoda, Insecta, Diptera, Tephritidae. The record is from RefSeq and is a predicted model, not a curated record.